CAUGACUUCAGUAACCACGCGUGUUUUUUAAGAUGGUUAAGUGGCUGUUGUUAGUAAUAUUAACAGUGGUAGAGGCAAAAUUAAAUGAUCAGUAUGACGUUUGUCCAGAACAGAUAUCCAACAAGUCCAAUUUACAAAAAUGGAUACCCGAUAAAACCAAUGCAACAACCAUAAUAGAGGAAAUUAAUUCUUCCAAGUCUAAUAUGGUUAAUUCACGAUCGUUGAAAUUUUCUCAUUUGAAAAGUGUCAACGAUAUUACUGAUGAUUUAUACUACGCGAUGCCACCACUAUUCCAGUUGGACGAUUAUCACGCGUGCCUGGUUCGAAAUGGAACUUUUUGCCUAGGCUCCUUCCACUUAUCAGCCCCUGACGACAACCAACUUUAUAGGCUUCUACAGUGGGUGUCUUCCAAUGCGAGAAAUCGGUUCAACCAUACACAGCUGCAUCGAGGAUUGUGUCUGAACACAAGCUGCAUCGUAUCUAACACACCAAUGUCCCAUAAACAGAAAUUCCAGCAGUGCGUUAAUAAUAUCACAAGGUCUCAAUAUGGCUUAGAAGCUUCCUUGCUACGCCUGGAUUACUGCAAGGACGCGCAGACACCAUCGAGCGUACCGCUUGAUGUCGUCGAUCACAUUUUCUUAGCACUCUGCAUCACGCUACUUGCCGCAAAUGUGCUCGGAACACUAUACGACAUUUUUAGGGAUAAGACAUACAAAGGCAACCAGCUUCUUUUAUCGUGGUCUGUUAUCAGCAACUACAGGAACUUCACUCAUAUUUACCCCAACGAAGACACCAUCGUGUCCCGGUUCAACUCAAUACAUGGUAUAAAAUCAUUUAUCCUGCUAUUAAUAAUGAUGGCUCAUUCGGCAAUAGCGAUACAUAUGUCUUACAUUUACAACACUAAAACACAAGAAACGAUUGACGGGCAUCCAGCAUUAACGAUUCUGACGAAUGGCAGCCAGGGCGUGCAACCAUUCAUUGUCCUCUCCAGUUUUAUCUUCGUUCACAAUUUCCUACUUCUGGAUGAGCAAUACAAGAAGCGAUCUCCUGUCCUCAUAUUCUUUGUUAUGCUGCUACGACGCAUUGCAAGAAUAUUACCACUAUACAUAUUCAUGGUGGGUUUUACGGCAACAUGGAGUCGUUUUAUAGCCGACGGCACGAUGUGGACUCCAAUUAUGGAGAAGGAAGCUCAACUCUGCCGAGUGAAGUGGUGGUCGCACGCGCUGUUCAUAAAUAACCUUUAUCGCCCUGACGAUCGCUGUCUGAUACAAACCUGGUUCAUUGCAGUGGACAUGCAAUUGUAUGCACUAUCAAUCUUGCUGGCAAUCGCACUGACCCGUUGGACAAAAGUUGUGAUCAAAAUUAUACCAUUAUUAUUUUUCGUUACUAUACUUUGUAACUUCAUCGCUGCCUACACUUUUAAUUUAAAGGCUAGCUUGUAUUUAUCUAAUCCUGAAUAUUUGAAGAUACUACACUAUGGCAUGCCGUCUUUUAAAUGGCUGUAUGCGGCACCGUGGGCCAGCCUACCAGCAUCUCUACUAGGAGUGGCGACAGCCUACCUGUACUACGAAAUGCGCAAUAAUAAAAUCGACUUACACAAGUAUAAGUGGUUCAAAAUAAUAUAUCGAGUGUCAUUGCCCGGAUUUUUUGGAUGGAUCUACGCUGGCUAUUUUAUGCCUGAUGAGCCCAGUCGUUUACUAUCUGCGGUUUACGCGGCAUUCGAUAGACCUAUCACAUGUAUUAUCUUUUGUAUGGUACUGUUGGGUUUUAUCUACCGCAUUGAUAAUAUCUAUUGGCGCGCUAUGUCUUGGAGUGGGUGGCAAUUGUUAGGUCGCAUGUCACUUUGCAUUCUUAUGGUACACUGGACGUUCUGCCUUAUACAGGUUGCGACACAGACGAAUGUUAAAGAGGUAUCUGUUUUGGCGAAUUUAGGUCACUGGCUUGUGACAGUUUUUAUGACUUAUUUGACGUCUGUACCGCUCCAUUUGCUGGUUGAGAUGCCGGUACAAAAAUUUCUACGAGCUGCUCUGGGCGUAUAGAAACACAAAAGAAAAUAACCACAUUUAAUAUUCAAAGUUCAAGAACUUUAUCUAUAGGUCUUUCAAAAGAUUAAUUGUGUGUUAAAGAAG
Pieris rapae (cabbage white) is the source of this 2129-nucleotide messenger RNA. Its product is annotated as O-acyltransferase like protein-like. Gene Ontology annotation, molecular function: acyltransferase activity, transferring groups other than amino-acyl groups. The transcript has 14 exons. The record is from RefSeq and is a predicted model, not a curated record. The coding region runs from base 33 to 2039 and encodes 668 amino acids. Lineage: Eukaryota; Metazoa; Arthropoda; Insecta; Lepidoptera; Pieridae.